AUGUCAUGUACAUGUAGAAGGUGGGAAUUGAAUGGGAUUCCAUGCAGGCAUGCCAUAGCUACAAUACAUGAAAUGGCUGAUAGUGGAGACAAAGUUGGGGAGCUUUACACUUAUGUCAACAAAGUGUAUUGGCUUCAAACAUGGAAUGAAGCUUACUCUUACACUGUGGACCCUAUAAAGGGUAGAGCCAUGUGGCCAAAAAGUACUUGUCCAUUUCAAUUAACACCACCACCACAUCACAAUCAACCUGGGAGACCUAAGACCAAGAGAAAGAGAAGUGCAGAUGAAAAAUAUGAUAAACAAAUGCAAAAUCAUGGUGCAGGUGAACCUGAAAAACUUACCAGAAAGUUUGUUAGUGUCAGGUGUGGGAAAUGCAACAAUAGGGGUCAUAACUCAAGGACGUGCAAGGGUCAAGGUGGGAAUGCAGGAAGCAAUGAAGGAGGGAAUGCAGGAAGCAGUCAAGGAGGGAAUGCAUGA
Lactuca sativa (garden lettuce) is the source of this 477-nucleotide messenger RNA. RefSeq lists its product as uncharacterized. Gene Ontology annotation, molecular function: zinc ion binding. The record is from RefSeq and is a predicted model, not a curated record. NCBI's taxonomy places the organism in Eukaryota, Viridiplantae, Streptophyta, Magnoliopsida, Asterales, Asteraceae.